UUACAGCAAGUGUAAAACAUUCGUGAGUUGUCAAUUUUAUAACCGUGAAAAAUUUGUUUGUUGCCGCAUUUUGCUAAUUAAAUCAUUAAUUAAUCCGCCAACUGUAAAGUUAUGAAGAUGAAUAUCACUUCAGCAGCCGGGAUAAUCUCUUUGCUAGAGGAGCCAAUGCCAGAACUAAAAGUCUUUGCAUUGAAAAAGUUGGACAUGAUCGUCGACGAGUUCUGGCCCGAAAUAUCUGAAGCCAUCGAAAAGAUAGAAAUCCUCCAUGAGGACAAGACGUUCAAUCAGCAUGAACUGGCAGCGCUGGUUGCCAGCAAAGUCUACUACCAUCUUGGGAGUUUCGAGGACUCGUUGACGUACGCGUUGGGGGCAGGAGAACUGUUUGACGUGAACGCGCGCAACGAGUACGUGGACACGACGAUCGCCAAGUGCAUCGACUUCUACACGCAGCAGCGUCAGCUCGAAGCCGAGGGAAAGUUGCCGGCUAAUGCUAAGGCCGUUGAUCCGCGAUUGGAGGGAAUAGUGAACCGGAUGUUCCAGCGCUGUCUGGAUGACAACCAGUACCGGCAAGCUCUGGGUCUUGCACUGGAGACCCGACGCAUGGACAUCUUCGAGGCCUCGAUCAUGCAAUCGGACGAUGUCGCGGGAAUGCUUUCAUACGCGUUCCAAGUCGCGAUGAGCCUGAUCCAGAACCGUGGGUUCCGCAACACGGUCCUGCGCUGUCUGGUAAAUCUUUAUCGUAACCUGGGGACUCCUGACUACGUCAACAUGUGUCAGUGCUUGAUUUUCCUUGACGAUCCUCUCGCCGUUGCGGAGCUACUGGACCGGCUGAGCAGAGGAACCCAAGAGUGCGUACUGAUGUCCUACCAGAUAGCUUUCGAUCUCUACGAAUCAGCCACGCAGCAGUUUUUGGGUCGAGUUCUCCAAGCGCUUCGUGCAACUGCGCCUAUUCCUAGUGCUCUGAUGGUCAAGCCUAUCGUCAAACCAACGAAAGCUGCUGAAACACCCGCUGCCAGCUCCGAUGCCUCUACUUCUGGAACUUCUAAAGAUGCCGAGACUCCUGCAGUAGAAGAGCCAGCUGUCGAAGAAAAAUCCGAGAGGAGCGUUGAGAGUCUGACGAAGGAAGAGCGCGAGCAGCAGGAACGCGUCGACGCUCUGUCGAGCAUCCUGGGAGGAGAAGUUUCCAUAGACCUGCACCUCCAGUUCCUCAUCAGGAGCAACCACACCGACAUGCUGAUUCUCAAGAACACCAAGGACGCGAUCAGAGUUUCCAUUUGUCACACGGCGACGGUGAUCGCCAACGCGUUCAUGCACUCAGGUACCACCAGCGACCAGUUCCUGAGAGACAACCUCGACUGGUUGGCCAGGGCCACUAACUGGGCCAAGUUGACUGCCACUGCCUCCCUUGGUGUCAUUCAUCGUGGCCACGAGCAAGAGGCUCUAGCUUUAAUGCAGUCCUACUUACCGAGGGACCAAGGAGCCGGUGCUGGAUAUUCCGAAGGAGGUGGACUCUACGCUCUGGGACUUAUUCACGCAAAUCAUGGUGCGACCAUCACUGAUUAUUUACUUGGACAGCUCAAGGAUGCACAGAACGAGAUGGUCCGUCAUGGAGGAUGUCUAGGUCUGGGUCUUGCCGCGAUGGGAUCUCACCGUCAGGACGUUUACGAGCAGCUGAAGUUCAAUUUGUACCAAGACGACGCAGUGACUGGAGAAGCCGCCGGUAUCUCGAUGGGAAUGGUGAUGUUGGGUUCGAAAUCUACUCAAGCGAUCGAAGACAUGGUUGCUUACGCCCAAGAAACUCAGCACGAAAAAAUCCUCCGAGGACUGGCAGUAGGCAUCGCCUUCACAAUGUACGGGCGCCUGGAGGAAGCAGAUCCCCUCGUAACGUCACUCUGCGCUGACAAGGAUCCAAUUCUACGUCGAAGUGGAAUGUACACUCUGGCAAUGGCUUACUGUGGAACUGGCAAUAAUCAGGCGAUCCGCAAACUUCUUCACGUUGCUGUCUCGGAUGUUAACGACGAUGUUCGUCGUGCUGCAGUUACUGGCCUCGGUUUCCUGCUUUUCCGGACACCGGAGCAGUGCCCGAGUGUCGUUUCAUUGCUGGCAGAAAGCUACAACCCACAUGUGAGGUAUGGGGCGGCGAUGGCAUUGGGAAUAGCGUGUGCGGGUACGGGUCUCAAAGAAGCUAUUGCGUUGCUGGAUCCUAUGACCAACGACCCAGUAAACUUUGUACGUCAGGGAGCCCUGAUAGCAUCCGCUAUGAUUCUCAUUCAGCAAACCGAAGCAACUUGUCCUCGUGUCAAAGAUUUCCGUGCGCUUUAUGCCAAAGUCGUUGUCGAUAAACACGAAGACGUUAUGGCUAAAUUCGGUGCCAUUCUAGCUCAAGGAAUCAUUGAUGCAGGUGGACGUAACGUAACAGUGUCCCUACAAUCGCGUACCGGACACACAAACAUGCUGGCAGUAGUCGGGACUCUAGUAUUUACCCAAUACUGGUACUGGUUCCCUCUGACUCACGCAUUAGCGCUCGCAUUUACGCCGACUUGUGUGAUAGGUUUGAAUGCGCAACUAAAAAUGCCAAAGCUUGAAAUGCGUUCAAAUGCAAGGCCUAGUAUUUAUGCUUACCCGGCUCCACUUGAGGAAAAGAAACGCGAGGAACGCGAAAAAGUUCAAACCGCGGUGCUGAGUAUCGCCGCGAGAGCAAGACGUCGCGAGUCUGAGCGACGCGCUCGUCUCUCCCACGAAAUGAUGGAAGUCGAUCCCCCAGUGGUUGAGGGAAAAGAAGCUGAGUCUAAAGACACGCCCUCUACAUCCGCGUCUUCGUCCUCAUCGGCAGUUAAAGACGACAAGAAAAAAGAUAAAGAGGACAAAGACAAGAAAGAAAAGGAGGACAAAGACAAAGAUACUAAGGAUAACAAAAAAGCUAAAGAUGAAGAGAAAAAAGAACCCGAGCCGUCUUUUGAAAUUCUGCAAAACCCAGCCCGCGUUUUGCGUCAGCAGCUAAAGGUCAUACAGCUGGUGGAAGGCAGUCAGUAUGUUCCUGUCAAGGAUGUUCAAAUCGGGGGAAUUAUUAUGCUGAAACACAUCAAGCCGGAAACUGAGGAGGAAUUGGUUGAACCAGUUGCCGCAUUUGGUCCAAAACCGGAUGAAGAAAAAGAAGCUGACCCACCAGAGCCAUUCGAAUACACCGAGGACUAAAAAAACCAGUAGGUGAUUCCGCGCCAGGACUCCGAUAUUCGCAUAAAAAUAUAUAACCAAUUACUUAUUAUUAAUAUGAUUUAAAUUGUAAUAGUACUUUUUUUAAAUGUAUUCCAAUGGAAUAAAAUACAUUUAUUCGAAUGCA
Molecule: messenger RNA, 3340 nt
Organism: Microplitis mediator
Lineage: Eukaryota; Metazoa; Arthropoda; Insecta; Hymenoptera; Braconidae
Gene: Rpn2
Product: 26S proteasome non-ATPase regulatory subunit 1
Exons: 10
Coding region: 112-3195 (1027 amino acids)
Biological process (GO): proteasome-mediated ubiquitin-dependent protein catabolic process; regulation of protein catabolic process
Cellular component (GO): nucleus; proteasome storage granule; proteasome complex
Molecular function (GO): enzyme regulator activity
Source: RefSeq, a predicted model, not a curated record